This is a messenger RNA of Penicillium roqueforti, 1860 nucleotides long. RefSeq lists its product as uncharacterized. Bases 1 to 1860 code for a protein of 619 amino acids. Lineage: Eukaryota; Fungi; Ascomycota; Eurotiomycetes; Eurotiales; Aspergillaceae. The transcript is spliced from 3 exons. The record is from RefSeq and is a predicted model, not a curated record.
AUGAGGAACAUCAUUGCCGUCGCUGUCUUUGCUGCGGGCUCUAACGCCCUCGUUGGCCGCGCUGAUAGCUGCUGCUUUCACCUUACUUCCUCCGGCGGUGCCUCCGGUACACUUGGCCAGCUAGGUGAUGGCCAGAACCGUAUUGGCGAUAGUAAUCUGCAACCCGCACAGUACUGCAUCGAUGCCAAUGGCAGCAUUACUGACUCCAGCGGCCGUGGGUGCAUCCUCACUCCUCCCACUACUCAACUCCAGUGUGAUGAGGGUGUGACUGCUACACCCGGUUUCUCUGUCAACUCCCAGGGUAAACUUGAGUACCAUAACAGCCCUGACUUCAUUGCAUGUGCUACGGGCGAGAACGCUGGUAUGAAUGUCUACACUACCCCUAACAAGAUGGAUGUCACUGGAUGUGUGAAUGUGCAAAUGUCUGCCGACUCCUGCUCGGGCACUGGUGGUCCUGGUCCUGGUUCUAGCCCAGCUCCUAGUCCUAGUCCUGCGCCUGGUCCCGCUGGCCCUGGAGGUGGUGGCACUGGCCCUGGUCCUGGUCCUGGUCCCGCCCCUGGUCCCGCCCCUGGCCCUGCUCCUGGUCCCGCUCCUGGUCCUGGUGGUGGUGGCCCUGGAGGGGGUGGCGCUGGUCCUGGUCCCGCCCCUGGUCCUGCGCCUGGCCCUGCUCCUGGUACCGGUUCUCACACUGCCACGACCACGGUCACUGUCACUGACUGCAGCUGCCCUACCUCCGGUGGUCCAGGAGCUCCUGGUGGUGCCGGGCCGCAGCCCUCUGUUACUGUUACGGUGACACAGCCUGCUCCCGGCGGCGGCGGUGGUGGUGCCGGGCCGCAGCCCCCUAUUACUGUUACAGUAACACAUCCCUCUCCCGGCGGCGGCGGUGGUGGUGGUGAAUCGCAGCCUGGUGCCUCUCCUAGUGCACCCUCCCCCGGCGGUGGCGGCGGCGGUGGUUCGCACCCUGGUGGCUCUGCUACCGUGCCUGCUCCCACUGGCGGUGGUGAAUCGCAGCCUGGCGCCUCUCCUAGUGCACCUUCCCCUGGCGGCGGGGGCGGAGGCGGUGGAGGUAUCUCUGUUAGUGUGCCUCCUUUCCCCGGCGGUGGUGGUUCACACCCUGGUGGCUCGGCUACCGUACCUGCUCAUACUGGCGGUAGUUCGCAGCCUGGGACCUCUCCUAGUGCAACUUCCCCCGGCGGUGGCGGAGGUAGUGGUGGUUCGCACCCUGGUGGCUCUGCUACCGUGCCUCCCCCCACUGGUAGCCCACGUCCCACUGGGUCAGCUUCCGUCCCCGCUACCUCCGGUGGUGCCCCUCAUCCCACUAGCUCCGCUAGCCCUACCUCUCCUACCGCAUCGACCACUGGGACCUCCGGCGGUGGUUGUCCCACUACCCUCUCGGGCAACUAUGAGAUCCCUCACCUUAUUGUUCCUGUCGACUCGUCCUCACCUGAUACCCCUGCUGGAACUGGGCUUAACGGCAGCGUGACCUCGACCACCUCGACCGUGUUCAACUUCGACAUCCCAAAUUCCGACUCUGGGAAGACCUGCAGCCUCGUGUUCCUUUUCCCUAGGCUUGACCAGCUCGAGACUUCGUCUUACACCUUUAAUGGGGAUGGCAGGAUCGACUUCGCUCAGCUCUCUUCCCCUGCCGAUUCCUCAACCUCCUUUAGUAACGUGCCCUCGGUGUCCCAGGACCUCGGUACUAUCACUGUCUCCCCGGGCAACUCAUACGUUGUCUCUACCUUCUCUUGCCCGGCUGGCCAGUCUGUUACCUAUGAGAUGAAGAAUGCUGGUAGCACCGACUUCAACUUCUUCGAGGACUGGAACCCCUCUCCUCUCGGCCUGUUCAUCACCACUUGCUAA